AUGGUGGCCCACUUCCACGAAGUCCCGCCCAUCCACGACGUCCCCGUCAUCAGAGACGUUCCCGUGAUCCACGAUGUCCCCUUUGACCGCGACGGUCCGCCCAUCCACGGUCUCGCCUCCAUCGCCACCGCCCUUCUUGCCAGCACUAUCGCCCUCCUCAUCUUCUACUACCAGCGCCACCGCAACAUUUCCGCCCCCGGAAACCUUCGAACCGGUCCACCAUCUCCCCGGAGCCUUAACAACACCACCAGCAGCUCAUCCACCAAAUCCAGCGGCUUGGUCGUCUCCGUACACCAAUCACCGAACCACGCCUUCACCAAAACCCCUCUACGCUCAAUAACCCUUGUCGCUGGUUUGGGCGUCCAAGGCGACGCCCAUGUCGGCGCCACAGUCCAGCACCGCUCGCGCCUGCACAUCCGGCCCGCACCACCAAAUCUCCGACAAGUCCACCUCCUCCACGCCGAAAUCCUGGAGGAGGUAAACGUCAAACCAGGCGAGUUAGGCGAGAACAUCACUACACGCGGUCUCGACCUUCUAGCCCUUCCUCACAACGUCGACGACCACGAGAAGCUUGAGUCGGCGACGAGGCUGCCUGAGUCUCCGCCGCCGCAAAGCCCCGACGACAAGGCGCCGCUGGAUCUGUGCGAAACCUCAAAGGAAGCACCCUGCGUCCGAGUCACGGGUCUGCGUAAUCCUUGCGCGCAGAUCAACACGUUCCGACCUGGUUUACAAGAACAUUUCAUCGAGCGGGAUAGCCAGGGUAAUAUCACGAAGCGAAAAGCGGGGGUCAUGGGAGUUGUCCAGGUUGGCGGAAAGGUUACGGUGGGCAUGCGGAUUGUGGUCGAGCGGGCGGACGAGUACGUGCCGUUGGAACCAGUGUAA
Molecule: messenger RNA, 882 nt
Organism: Cyphellophora attinorum
Lineage: Eukaryota; Fungi; Ascomycota; Eurotiomycetes; Chaetothyriales; Cyphellophoraceae
Exons: 2
Coding region: 1-882 (293 amino acids)
Molecular function (GO): catalytic activity; molybdenum ion binding; pyridoxal phosphate binding
Source: RefSeq, a predicted model, not a curated record